AUGUCGACCAACGAUCUACAAGCCCUCUUUGCGAACCUCAAGCCAAAGGCGCGAGACUCAGCUACGCCGUCCCAAGCCUCUAAUCGCCCUGGCUCUAGCGGACUUCCAUCUCAUCCACUACCCUCCAGUUCUGGACCACCCUUCACCUCCAUCACUAACGGAUCCUCCUCUGCCCACAUGACACCUCAAGCCGGUCCUGCUCCUACUGUCACAGCUCAGUCCCUCCUCAACCUACUCAAUUUCGGUACCUCAACCCAGCCCGGUGGCGACGGUGGAGCCAAUGCCUUCCCUACUGCUGUCAAAGUUCAAGAUCAAGACAAGAAUGGGGUUAAAGGCAUGAAUGGAAAGGAGAAUACGGCUGGACCACCACAAGUGUCGGCUUCAGAUUUGGUCGCGAAGUUUAUGAGUCCUCCACCUUCUGGGUCUCGAGCCGGAUCGAAGUCGCCUUUCAAACUGGAAGACCAAGGCGGAGGUGGUGGUCAUCCACAACCUACUGCCGCUCGAGACGCUUCUCAAGAUGCUCUUUUGAAGCUUCUCUCCAAGGCUCACCCGGGCACUGCGACACUGGGACGACAGACCUCUGUAGAAAGAGUUCGACCACAACCAGCUGACACAGAGACCAAGAACGAAAGCCAGCCAACUCCAACCUCCGCUGACCUACCUGUUCGCAUCUUCCGUGCAAAUUCGAGCAAAGAACCAUCCUCAAUUGAAGUCGGUUCGAAAGCCGAAACCAAACAGCCAGGUCAAGACAAACCGCUCUUCACCUACGUCAACCCUUUCGAAGCCCUCAAGAAUUCCCGUCCACAAACGCCGAAAGCCGAAGUCGCUGCUCCGGCUCAAGAACCCAAUGAUGUACCAAUUCAAAGCAUUGAGGCAGAUGAUGAUCGACAAUGGGAGGGUGCGUCGCCUCUUGCGAGUGCCGGGCAGGUUGCCAGGAGAAAGAUCCUUACCCCUCGACUGGCAUCUGCGAGCAGACAAGGAACAAUCUCUCGUGAGGCUUCAGUUGCUAUCCCAGAGAAGGAGGAAAAGCCUGUGACGUUGGACUCUGUCCUCGAUAAAUUGACUGCUGCAGCUUCGAAGCCCGUGUCGGCAGCAGCACCAAAGAUCAGCAACGGCGAAUCAUUCGAGCCAGCCAACCAGAAGAAACCUGUUGAACAUGCUGCCGCAGCAAAAGCUGCCGAGGAAGAACCUGAUGGCGCUGACGAGUGGGAAGAUACAGAGGAGUUGCCCAACAAGGCUUCCAAAGAGCGGGUUGUUCCCGUCUACAAUUUCCCCAUCAAACCAUUCGUCUCACUCACAUUGCAACUCGGCGAAAGUUCUGACAUCGGCAUUCGGGACGACGGCGUCAUGGAGAUAUCAAGGCUCAAGAAAGAGUUCGACCAGUUGGACCGCUCCCUGGCGGCGGCCACUUCAAAGUAUAUCGGCUAUGCCCUGGUCAAGAACGGCGGUAUGAGAAUCAUACGACAGGAGGAUGGAACUGACCGACAAGUCUUCAAGAACUCGCAUGACCGUAUCUUUAACAUCGCAUUUUGCACCACCUCACCUAAUGGUACUCCUUCAGAUGACCAAGCAAUCCUCGGCACAGGAGUGAGUGGCGCUGUGUAUUACGCAACCAUCAGAAAAGACAGCAACGACCUAUUCGAGAAGAAUGAGCUCGACUCGGACAGUUUAAUCUUCCCUCCCUAUCCUCCGGCCGACGAGAACACUGCAGGUGGUGUGCUAAAGACCCGAGCCAAGCGGAGUUCACGACAUCCCGAAUUUUUUGCGAUCGGCAGAGGAAAAGCCAUACACCUCAUUUGGCCUACUACAGCUCUCUCUUCGCGUUACGGCAUCACUGAAGAGAACCGCCGGGUUGAUGUUGACAAAUUCUUCCAAGAGCGAGCCUUCCAGAUCUCUACAGGAAAGGCCGGCAAAGACUUUACCUUCAGCGAGGAUGACAGCGCCAUCGUUUCUUUGGACAAGACCGGAAGGCUCCGAUUCUGGGAUAUUCGUAAGCUUAUCGAGGAGUCCAAUGCUACAGCUGCGCACGUUGCGGGCAUGACGGUCGAGACGCCUUUGCUGUCGCUCUCGACCGCGUCACCAACAGAGAAGUCCUGGCCAACCUCGGUUCUCUUUGUCGACAAGGCGCGCCCUUAUGUGAGAGGAGGCGCUUUGCGAUAUGUCCUCGUUGGCUUACGACAAAACCACACUCUCCAGCUCUGGGAUAUUGCCCUGGGAAAAGCAGUUCAGGAGAUCAACUUCCCUCAUGAAAACGAGACUGAUGGCAUCUGUAGUGUCAACUACCAUCCUGCCAGUGGCAUCAUCGUCGUCGGACACCCUACGCGUAAUUCCCUUUUCUUUAUCCACCUGUCAGCUCCACGAUAUACUCUCAGCUCAUCAUACUCUCAAGCGGCAUACGUUCAACGAAUUGCUGCGAAAGACCCCGAGCUUCCGAAACCAGAUUCCACUGCGUGCAUGAGUGGUAUACGUGAGAUUGCUUUCACCGGCAGAGGUCAGCUUAGAAGUGUCGAGCUUCUUCCAAUUCAUCGAACACCGGAGGAGCAAAAGGCCAUUGACGCGAAGUCGGCACUGUUCGAGCUCUACAUUGUGCACUCCAAAGGUGUUACCUGCUUGAGCAUUGCCAAAGAAGAUCUCGGCUGGGAUGCUGAGAGUAAGGUUGUUCAUCCUAUUGACGCUGCAAAGGAAGGUAUUGUCGACCUCAAAGAGUUGAGGCUCGGAAGUGUCAUUGAAGAACCACAAGACAGUAAGAGUGCUGUCGAAGAAGUACAGCAGCCGGCGAAAGCAUCGAAGAAGAAGGCUGCGAAGAAAUCUGAAGCUGCUGCCGAACCCGAACAAGUGGAGAUGCAAGACGCUGAGCCAAUCGCCUCGGCCCAGUCCCCUGUCGCCGAUGCCGAGGCAGCAGUAUCCGAAUUGCCGCCAACUAAGCAGAGCAAGAAAAGCAAGAAGAAGGCCACACCAGCUGCCGAGACCCCCGUGCCGGAAAAGGUCCCUUCACGUACCACCUCACCAACCAAGGCCUUGCCCACAGUGACAGACGCGCCUCCAGCCGCAAAGACCAACGGCAUAGAAGAUGCUGCUUCAAAGCAGCCUGCUGCAGCUCCAGCUGAAGAGCCUUCGACCAAAGCAGACUCUGUCAGUAUUGGUAUCUCCGGAGAUUGGCUUGACAAAGAGCUCAAGAAAGUGGAACGUGGAGUAUCAAACGAAUUCCGGAAAGAGUUGAACAGCCUGUAUCAGAGUAUCCAAAAUGACCGUGUGGUGCAGGACUCGGCAUCUGUUGCUCGUCAAGAGGCAGUUCUCCGACUCGUAUCUACCACUCUCACGAACAACGUUGAGAAGGCUUUGUCGCGAAUAUUGGCUGCGCAGAUGCAUCAAUCGAUGGUUCCCGCGCUUACUGAGGCCACUGUACAAGCUGUCAGCAGUCAAGUGGGAGGAGCUGUUCAGAAGUCGCUCCACUCGAUGAUGCCUCAAGAAUUGAGUCUUCAACUCCCAGUGGCCAUCAACAACGCUUUGCAGAGUCCUCAGAUGAGUCGAGUUAUCGCGGAUACCAUCUCACAGAAGAUAUCGAAACAGACUGAGAUGCAGUUGGCAGACGCACUGCAGAAGCAGAUUGUACCAGCAUUCAAGACCUUGGCAGUAUCAGCCGCCGAGAAAGCCGCCACUGAGGUUGAGGUUCGACUCCGAAAUGAGAUUAACCAGCUGGCGGCCGAUAGGAAGCAUGACCUGACCAGGCUUGAAAAGCUCGGUCAAGUCCUUCAAGCGACGUCUGAAACCCUUCAGCAAAUGUCUAAUACACAGGUUGCAUUCCAGGGUCAGAUACUCAAAGAUCGUCGUCAGUUGGCCUUACUUGGAGAAGGCAGUACGCCUUCUGGUUCACACCAGGUGUCGACAGCUCGAAUGACACCAUCUCCACAGGGCUUUGGUCGGCAAAUGGUGCCGCGCCAGAAGACGAAGGAAGAACUGGAGUUGGAGGAGAUCACGGAAUUGAUGAACGAUGGCCGGUAUGAGGAGGGAUCGAUCAAGUGGCUACAGUCAAGCCAGCCUGUGGAGCUGUUCGACAAGCUCUUCAUCCAUUUCACUCCAGAAUACCUCGCGACGGACGUGUCGCCUCUGAUUGCCUUCUCCAUCGCUGUUACAAUCGGCAACUCUCUGACGACCAAUACUGCUCGGAGACUGGAAUGGGUACUUGCUGCGUUCAAUGCCGUUGAUCUAUCUGAUCCGGAAAUUGCCGAUCUUGCUGAACAUGCUCCAGCGUUGUUGAGCUCGUUCAUCCAAAAGCUCGAGAGUCUUUAUAUGACUAUCGCGGAGCGUGAUCCCAGAGAUCCUGCGUUGCAGCUGAUGCCGCUGGUCUCCAAGAGAGCCAAGGAUAUGAGGACCGCUCUGAUCGGUAUGGCAUGA
Molecule: messenger RNA, 4395 nt
Organism: Exophiala viscosa
Lineage: Eukaryota; Fungi; Ascomycota; Eurotiomycetes; Chaetothyriales; Herpotrichiellaceae
Exons: 2
Coding region: 1-4395 (1464 amino acids)
Biological process (GO): deadenylation-independent decapping of nuclear-transcribed mRNA
Cellular component (GO): P-body
Molecular function (GO): protein binding
Source: RefSeq, a predicted model, not a curated record